Molecule: messenger RNA, 3075 nt
Organism: Coccomyxa subellipsoidea C-169
Lineage: Eukaryota; Viridiplantae; Chlorophyta; Trebouxiophyceae; Coccomyxaceae
Exons: 16
Coding region: 1-3075 (1024 amino acids)
Biological process (GO): interstrand cross-link repair; mitotic intra-S DNA damage checkpoint signaling; homologous chromosome pairing at meiosis
Cellular component (GO): condensed chromosome; nucleus
Molecular function (GO): DNA polymerase binding
Source: RefSeq, a predicted model, not a curated record
AUGCAGGCCCUUGUGGCAAAGGUGAAGGAAUUGUGCGACGGGAACGGCUCGUUUCUGCUCUCUGCCCUUGAUGCAUUCUCCACUCUUUGCCUUGCCGAAGAUCUGCAGGCUGACUUGAAGGAGCUCUUCCCAAGCUUCCUAAUGCUGGCUGGAGUCCUGGUCGCUUCUGCCUCUGAGGCCGCCCAACAGGGGGGGCGCCAGAUGUAUACCGAGCUGUUCUUGGAAUUUGAGGAUGCAUAUGCUCGGCAGGAAGUGUUGCGGUGCCUUCACACGCAUCUGGGCUCCAGAAUAGCAGCACAGACAAGCGCAGCCAUCGAGACUCUGCUGCAGCUUGCUUCCAGCAAUGUUGAAGCCUUGCUGAGCUAUGCUGCAUUCCUGACCAGCAUCAUGGAGUACUUGGAGGACUAUGAUUCCAAGCAACUCCAUCAGCUGCAGGUGUGUCAGCUCUUCAGUGCACUGGUGGUGCAUGCGGUGCGAGGCCAGCACGAUAGCAGGCAGACCUCAAGUCUGGAGAACGAGUACCAGAUCAUGCUGAGGAAGUACAUAAGGAGCAUGUCGAUUCAGACCUGCCGCAUUGGGAUUAUUGGCACAGUGUCUCUGAUCGAGCAGCUGGCUGCAGCCGUCGAGACCGGAGAUGAUGCCUUUCAGCAGCGCUGCAUCUCAAGCGCAACAGAGAUCCUUGACCAUGCUCUGAAUGCCUGCAAGGCUUCAUCUGACCAGCCUGCCUCUGUCUUUGCGCUUCUGUGCGAUGAACUCGCCAGCAUUGUUGCCAAGGGACAUGUGGGCAGUGCCCUGCUGGAGCACAUGCGCUGCCUUGCCACUGAUGAGCUUCAGGCGAUGCUGUGCGACGUCGUAGAUGGCAACAUUGAGGCUUCAGCCAACCUACCUACACUGGAGCUCAGGGCCACAAAUAGCUUGGAUGGCUUGACGGCCAUUCUUGGCUGCAGCCUGUGCCUCCCUCUGCCUUCCUCUCUGGCAGUUAAGCAGCUCUCUGCAUCAAGCGCAGAGCAGCGGCAAAUGGCGUGCCUGAGUCUCUGGCAUGCUGUGAACUGGCUGCGAGAGGUUGUCAAUGCCUUCUCUUGCGACAACACUGGGAGGGCGGAGGAUCCAGACUUGGAGCAGAAGUUGGUGCUGCGGCUGCAACACCUCUGUCAAUUGGAAGCCCUGUUAAAUGUUGUGCUCAAUUACGCGCCUGCCACGCUUGAACUCCCUACCUGCCAAGGCACCACCGCCUCCCUACCUGCUGCCACAACAAGUACAAAGGCCAAGAAGAAGGGUCAGGGCAAAGGCACGCAACAGGAGUCUGAGAGGCAUGGCGAAGACCACACAGACAUUGAGGAGCAGUCGCUGGAACACAAGGAAAACGCCCCCAGCAAUGUCCACCAGCCUUCGCAGACACAUGUCGAUAGGCAGGAAGACAGGCUGGCGCUUGUCCGGAGGCACCUGCGCCCCCUGUGCUCCUCAGCUCUGCGGCUCAUGAGCGUGCUGACGGAUGUGACACCUGCCAGCAUGGCACUUGCGCCCCAGGUCUACUUGAUCUCUGAGCUGCUGCGCGCCGUGGAGGUGCACCUGCCAACAGCGAACAAGAACCCCUUUGCUAAGCCAGUCACCCAUGCAUGCGCACCCGGCCUGGGUAUAUCGUCCCGAAAGGAACUUGUGCAGCUGUUGGAGUCAUGCAUGCCCGCCAUUCAGAAGAUGCAGCAGGCCGCCCACAGCUUCCUCCAGGACACAGAGGGAGCAGGAGAUGCAGCAGAGGUUGCCAGACUGCCUGGCUCUGAAAUGGCCAUGGAGGACAGCUUGCUGCUGGAUCAGGACAUCGCGCUGGAUACCCUCAACGCAUUCGCUGCAGCAAGCCGGCUGUCGACGCUCACCUUGCAGCUCAUGCAGACCAUCACAGCCUGCAAGGAAUUGCACUUGGCGACUCACCAGCGCCUUCUGGUGGCCUUCCUGUCUGCUUUCUCAGAGGAGCCAUCACCGGCUCGAGGGGCCUCACCUGCACCCUCCAGUGAGCAGGUGCUGGAACUACUACAAGGCACAUUCAGAUACACCGAAGGCUUAUCAAGGGGCAGCGAGGGCGAGUUUGAUAAGGAACUGCUCAUCGUGGAGGUGCUGCACAAUCUCGUGCUCCUCAGCAGCAAACUCAAGGAGACUGACGCAGACCUGGAAGGGAGGGUGAGCGGUGCAGCUGAGGCAGUGCUGCAGAAUGACUGGGAGCACUGCCCAGCAGCGGCCCCCGGCAGACACAAGCCUCGGCAGGGCGCUGGCUGUGGCUGGAAGGGCCGCACCGCAGCCAUUGCCACUCUGCUCAGAUUCCAUGUCGUGCACCACAACAGCCCUCUGGCCACGCUGCUGAAGUUGGCAGAGGACCUGAUGCCAUCCAUGCUCAGCGACUCGGAUCAUGCUGCCCUGAGUCCAUCAAGCCUGGGCACAUGGUACAAGGCCCUCUUCGAGGUGCUUCUGCAGAAGUGGGAGAGCAUAGCAAAGGAGCUGACCGCCAGCAAUGCAGCCGAUGAUGUGGAGGCAACUGUUGAGCAGGCUUGCCAGUGUGCAAAAGUCUUUGCUGCCCUGAAUCAGGUCACAAAGACUCACACAGACAAGCAGGUGCACCUGCAAGCAGUCAGGUGCGGGGGGCGAUUUCUGGAGCUCUUCAUGAAGCUGGCCAAGUUCUGGAAGGGGCUGGUGAACGGCGACGACCACGGCAUAGAGCAGUUCACGGAACUGGCUCAUGACAUGCAGAAAGGCACGCGCAUCAUGCAGAUACUCUGCUCCGAGGCCAAGUGCAGGAAAGAGCUGGGCAUCGUUGCCAAGGUGCCGCAAGUGAAAAAGAGGCUGGAGCAGAGCAUUUUCCUGGUGAAAGGCCUGCUGCAGGCUUCAGGGGUGGUACAGACUGUCCAGGUGGGCAACCUCAAGCACAAGGACCUCUCAGGGAGGGUCGUGGCAUCGCAAGCGUAUGUUGAGAGCUCCUCUGAGGAUAGCGAGGAGGACGGGGAGGGCGAGGAUGGGAGAGACGGUGCUGAGGAGGCCGACCAAGAUGAGCAGGAUGGUGCAGAAUCGGGCGAAGAACUGGAUGACUGA